AUGUGGGCGGUGUUGGUUUUGUUGUGCACCCAUCUGUCGUCCAUCUUGUCGAUUCACACGAGAUUUUGUCAACUCGUCUGGCCAUUCUUCGCCUCCGCCCUCUGCGCCAAAAACCUAUCAGCAUCAACAGCUGAUGAUUUCGAAUUCCACGCGUUUCACGAGGAGCUGGAGGAAGUGAUCCGCAACAUGAAGCCCUUCUACAGAUUCGUUGUCGGAGACUUCAACGCAAAACUAGGAAAGGCUACAGAAGAGGAAUACAGGAUCGAAAAAUUUGGGCCAGGGGACCGGAAUGAAAAUGGCAAUCGUUUCAGGCAGUGGUUUCCCGCUCGCCUCUUUCAUGGGAAUUCUCUUUUCAUGAAGAAAGAUCAUCGUCGGUGGACAUGGGAAUCGCCCAGUGGCGCGACUAGUGCGGAGAUCGUGGUGUCUACUUGA
Necator americanus (New World hookworm) is the source of this 432-nucleotide messenger RNA. RefSeq lists its product as uncharacterized. The transcript has a single exon. NCBI's taxonomy places the organism in Eukaryota, Metazoa, Nematoda, Chromadorea, Rhabditida, Ancylostomatidae. The coding region runs from base 1 to 432 and encodes 143 amino acids. The record is from RefSeq and is a predicted model, not a curated record.